AGCCCCCAACAGCCAAACAACGUGCGUCUCAUAUCCACCCACUUGGACCUCUCAGCCUAAUAGCACGUUCCAACCGUGUUGAAUCUUCCGAUGAGAAGUCAGCGUCGCCUCUAACCGUCCAAGGGACUCUUCUCUUUUUCUCAGCCUCUCUUCUCAUUUCUUUCGUUAAUUCGACCAAUUUGGCUCCCACCUCCCGACCUUAACAAGACUCUUCGUUUGCGGUAUUGCCAGGAUUCGAGAAAUGACUAGACACUUUUUUCUCAUACUUAUUCAAAUAUUACCACGUGAUUCGUAACUUUUACUGUGUGUAAAUUCACAGACCAGUUAUUUGGAUUCUUUAGGAGGAUAUUUUAGAAAUUAAGGAGGAAAACAGAUCCUUCAGAAAAAAGGUAGGGGUGGGGGUGGGCUGCAUUAACAAAGUGGUUUUCAGUGACUUCGAUACGAAGCCAUCUUCCGUCAUUUUUCUCUCCCACUUCUCAGUUUCGACUCUUCCUGAUUGGUUGAGCUUUGCGUCUGCCGUCUACCCAAUUAAUAUGCUCCGAGCUCAUUUAUGCCUGCCUACAGUCUCCGGUGCUGGACUUGUCGCGCAGCAAUUCGACGGCAGCCGUUUGGUCUCCAAUUCGCUGGUUUCAUUCUCCUCGCGGUUCUCAUUCCAAUUAGGUUUCAGAGGCAGACACAGUCGCGGAUCCAAAUCCGUCAUCAUUUCUUGUAGAGCUUCUCGCGGAAGCUCCGGUGACAGAUCGGCCAAUGGCGAAGAUCGCGAUCAAGAUUAUCUCGAAGCCUUCGUUCUCAUUUCAGAAACUAUCAGCCACCACCAGAUGCGUAAACAAGGAUUUCUGGAAGGGAAUAAAUGGCAAUCUUGGGGCCAACUGCAUCCUUUUUCUGCUCAAACAAAGGAUUUAAGAGCUGAUGUCAGUUCAAUUGGACAAGGAUUUCUUCGUCGUUUUCAGAGUCCCACAAUUUUUCUUAAGCUUUCUUGUGAUGGAGACUUCUUACUACCAAUUAUUGUAGGGGAGUUUUCUGUUGAAAAACUUAUUGAUACCUUACGGGAGGAUGCAAUUGUGGAUUGCCCUAAUCAGUUUCAGUUUGUGAGAGAUCUUGUGGGGAAACUUGGCUACAAAGUAAACAUGGUGAAGAUCACAGAAAGAAUCGUUAAUACUUACUUUGCCAGAAUAUAUUUUAGUAAGCCAGGGGAGAAUAAUAUUCAAAGUGUUGAUGCACGUCCUUCAGAUGCCAUAAAUGUAGCAAAACUAUGCAAGGUGCCAAUAUAUGUAAAUAAACAGAUUAUCUUGACAGAUGCCAUUAGAAUUGUUUAUGGGAUGGGAAGAGCUCGUGAUACAAAAUCUGUUUAUGAUGUUGUCUUAGACAGUGCUGCUGACGGUCCAGAUUUACUUGCUGAGGAACUUGAUCUGGUGAGGAAUAUGAGUUUAGCUAUUAAGGAGGAAAGGUACAAUGAUGCAGCUUUGUGGAGAGACAAACUCAUGAAGCUGCGGGAGUCAAGACAUGAGCUAUAGCUGAUGGUGUGUACCCUUUGUAUGCUUAUCUAUCGCCAUUUAGAGCUUGAUUCUCUUCUUUGAAUAGCAUUUUCAUCAAGCUUGGGAAAAGGUUUAUGGGGUUGGUUUCUGGUUUGGUGUUAGUGGCUGGAUGCCAUUUCAUAUUUGGUUGAACAGUGUCACCGAUUUAUCAUUGAUGACAGGAUCGGUGUUCGUCGGGGAAGAAAGCAUGGAGUCUUUUCAUAUACAGCAUUUCUGUAGGACUAUUUAAGUGAGAGGGGAACACACCAUAGUAUCCGAUGCUUGAGAAAUGACUGAGUACCCCCAGCAAUUCGUGGGAAAGGGCUAAUGACAGAAGAAACUUCCCAAAUAAUGAUAUGUACAGCUUUUUAACUUUCCACCAAAUGUUGGCCCAUGAAUGUAAAUGCAAAAUAAUGUAUUCAAUUAUAUCAACCUAAUAUCAAUCAGAACAGAUAAGUUCCCAAUGCUUGUACCUAGCCCUUGGUAGGUUAGUAUAGCAAGAAACAGAUGCAUCAUCUCUCCUUGCUAAUGUCAAACACCUCCCGUUGAAUAGCAGUGGAAGAGUAUUUCUAUUGGUUGCA
Molecule: messenger RNA, 2095 nt
Organism: Vitis vinifera (wine grape)
Lineage: Eukaryota; Viridiplantae; Streptophyta; Magnoliopsida; Vitales; Vitaceae
Product: bifunctional nuclease 2
Exons: 9
Coding region: 534-1514 (326 amino acids)
Biological process (GO): protein ubiquitination
Cellular component (GO): VCB complex; nucleus
Molecular function (GO): nuclease activity
Source: RefSeq, a predicted model, not a curated record